Molecule: messenger RNA, 14275 nt
Organism: Mizuhopecten yessoensis (Yesso scallop)
Lineage: Eukaryota; Metazoa; Mollusca; Bivalvia; Pectinida; Pectinidae
Exons: 99
Coding region: 4-14157 (4717 amino acids)
Cellular component (GO): extracellular region
Molecular function (GO): chitin binding; calcium ion binding
Source: RefSeq, a predicted model, not a curated record
GAGAUGUACAAUACCUCAGCCAGUGACUCAUCAAUAAACAGCAAAAGGAAAUUGAAAUCCGGUGAAAGACACAAACAGAAGAGACUCGGUUUAGUACUCCUGUUACUUGUGGGAGCGUUACUUAUAGCGUUCGGUGUGGGACUCUUGGUGUACUUCCUGUUGAUGGACGCUCCUGGGUACUACAGUCCAAACACACACACGGCCAAUGUGGCGGUGCCUUUACUUAACCAGACGUGGCACCCGGAAAUGGCCAACAUGUCCUCUGCGCACUUCAAGAACAUAGCAGACCCGUUCUGCUCAGAGGUGGAUAAAUACUUUGAGAAUGCCGGCUUCAUUUCUGACAAGUACCGGGCCUGCAGUGUAAAAGCUCUCAGCUGCUCCCUUACCCAGUCAUUACCAUUCCAGUUGCCCCAUUACCCAGUCAUUACCAUUCCAGUUGCCUCCUUACCCAGUUAUCACUACCAUUUUAGUUGCCCCCUAUCUCAGUCGCUACUAUUCCGGUUGCUUCCUAUCAUGUCAUUUACCAUUCCGGCUGCUCCCUACCAUGUCACUACCAUUCCGGCUGCUCCCUACCAUGUCAUUACCAUUCCGGUUCCUGACCAUGUCACUACCAUUCCGGUUGCUCCCUACCAUGUCACUACCAUUCCAGUUGCUUACCAUGUCAUUACCGUUCCGGCUGCUCCCUCCCAUGUCACUACCAUUCCGGCUGCUCCCUCCCAUGUCACUACCAUUCCGGCUGCUCCCUCCCAUGUCAUUACCAUUCCGGUUCCUGACCAUGUCACUACCAUUCAGGUUGCUCCCUACCAUGUCACUACCAUUCCGGUUCCUUACCAUGUCAUUACCAUUCCGGUUGCUCCCUACCAUGUCACUACCAUUCCGGCUGCUUACCAUGUCAUUACCGUUCCGGCUGCUCCCUACUAUGUCACUACCAUUCCGGUUGCUUACCAUGUCAUUACCAUUCCGGCUGCUCCCUACUAUGUCACUACCAUUCCGGUUGCUUACCAUGUCAUUACCGUUCCGGCUGCUCCCUCCCAUGUCACUACCAUUCCGGCUGCUCCCUACCAUGUCCCUACCAUUCCGGCUGCUCCCUACCAUCAUGUCACUACCAUUCCGGCUGCUCCCUUCCAUGUCUCUAUUAUUCCGGCUGCUCCCUACCAUGUCACUACCAUUACGGCGGCUCCCUACCAUGUCACUAUCAUUCCGGCUGAUCCCUACCAUGUCACUACCAUUCCGGCUGCUCCCUCCCAUGUCACUACCAUUCCGGCUGCUCCCUCCCAUGUCAUUACCAUUCCGGUUCCUGACCAUGUCACUCCCAUUCCGGUUGCUCCCUACCAUGUCACUACCAUUCCGGCUUCUCCCUACCAUGUCACUACCAUUCCGGCUGCUCCCUCCCAUGUCACUACCAUUCCGGUUGCUUCCCAUGUCAUUGCCGUUCCGGCUGCUCCCUACCAUGUCACUACCAUUCCGGUUGCUCCCUACCAUGUCACUUCCAUUCCGGUUGCUUACCAUGUCAUUACCGUUCCGGCUGCUCCCUACCAUGUCACUACCAUUCCGGCUGCUCCGUACCAUGUCUCUAUCAUUCCGGCUGCUCCCUACAAUGUCACUACCAUUCCGGCUGCUCCCUACCAUGUCAUUACCGUUCCGGCUGCUCCCUACUAUGUCACUACCAUACCGGUUGCUUACCAUGUCAUUACCAUUACGGCUACUCCCUACCUUGUUGUUACCAUUCCGGCUGCUCCCUACCAUGUCACUACCAUUACGGCUCCUCCCUACCAUGUCUCUAUCAUUCCGGCUGCUCUCUACCAUGUCAUUACCAUUACGGCUCCUCCCUACCAUGUCUCUAUCAUUCCGGCUGCUCCCUCCCAUGUCAUUACCAUUACGGCUCCUCCCUACCAUGUCUCUAUCAUUCCGGCUGCUCCCUACCAUGUCACUACCAUUCCGGUUGCUUACCAUGUCAUUACCAUUACGGCUACUCCCUACCUUGUUGUUACCAUUCCGGCUGCUCCCUACCAUGUCACUACCAUUCCGGCUGCUCCCUACCAUGUCACUACCAUUCCGGUUGCUUCCUUCUAUGUCACUACCAUUCCGGUUGCUUACCAUGUCAUUAUAAUUCCAAUGACACAAAGCGGGAAAACUGUGAUGGUGGAUUUCGACCUGUCUUUCGCGGGUCUCGUCACGGAAGGGGAGAUAAUGCGGACGUUACGAGACAGAACGAGAAAGAGAUUUAAGGACGGCUUCCAUGUGAUGUUGAUACGAGACUUUGUUGUAGAUAUCACUAAUAUGAGGGUUCCCAUGCCGCCGACGCCAAUCCCGGAUUACGGUGUCAUAGAUGCGGUGAUGAUAAAUCUGACGGUACGCGUGUUUAACCUGACGUGGACUGAUGAUCUGGCGUUUAACUUCUCUAACGAAUAUCUACGUCACUCUCUGCCAUUCUGUGAGGAUAUAAAGAAAAUUUUCCGCACAAGCCUGCUUAGUCACCGGUAUUAUAAUUGUGAGGUGCAAGGAUUUGGAAAUAACCCCGUCACAGUGAAUACUCACGUGCAAUUUAAGGGUAAACGAUACCCACUCAUGCAGAAUCACGUGAUACAAGUGAUAAAAGAUAAAUCCAAAAAGAUCCGAGUGAAUGACAUCGAACUGAGGAUGAUCGGAACACUUUUAAUUGAGCCCUUUGAUGGCGGAAACGUUGAUAUCAUAGACGUAGGGAUUGACCUCGGACCAGCCUCUACCACUACAAUAAAACCAACGCCAAGCACCCCGGCUCCUGACCAGACCAUGAUAGCAGAACUGACCGUAUAUCUGUACAACCUUACAUACACCAACAAUCUCAAGGACAUUAACUCAGCACGAGCGUCCGGCCUGGCACGAGCAUUCUGUAAAAAUCUGGAAACAUUUUAUGUGCGAAGUGACCUGAAAGAUUCCUUUCAAACAUGUACAAUGACAGGCUUCCUGCCACCAGAUAAGGGGAAAAGCUACAGUAAGGGUCAGUUUUCCCUGAUGUUUAAACAUCCCUGGGGAUUCAAUGUGCACCACUUUAUAUCCCUGAUCAAAGAGAACGCUCCCGAGUUUAUAGUUGACGACAAAGACUCGGAGAUAGACAAGCUAAAGACUUACCUAGUCGGCGACCUUCUGGUCAUCCUGGAGGGUAUAGAGGUCAAGAUCGUAUGGCGAACAGAGGCCACCAUUAUGCCGACGAAGGGCGCCCAGUCCACAUUGACUACGUCCAUGCAGAUAGAUACUCUGACGAAGACCGUUUAUGUCAGUGAGACGCCAACGUUAACCAUGCCUGGAAACUCUGGGACCUCCACGGUCUAUGUUGUGUACGAUGCCACCUAUGCCAACAUGACGUAUGGACUCUACGACUUCAAAUACACAAGCGAUCUAGCCAAUCCAAACUCUCAGCGAUACCGUGAAAUCCAGUCUACAUUCUGUGAUGAAUUACGUCGUCAUUUCAAGUCUGCCAGCGUUUCCAAACAUUUGCAGCAGUGUCAGAUCGACUACUUCGAACGUUUCCCAAGUAAUGUCAACUUCCAUCUAACAUUUUCGGCUCCAAACGGAGAAUACAUACGGGAUGACAUCACACAUGUAUUCAAGAAUGUUGCUCCUCAUGAAAAUCGGGACGGCUUUGAUUUGGUGGAUGUCGGGAAUCUGAAGCUUAUAUGGGACAGGUCUGACCUUGACCUGAAAGUCACAAAUUACACGGUGGACACAAAGACUAUCAAUAUAUUUCCGACAGCGACUAACACCAUGCCUGCAACGACCACCAUUGUGUAUUCGGCGACGAAGGUGGAGCUGACUUGCAAUUUGUACAACAGGACUCUACCUAUUGAAUACUCCGACCGCGCCACGUAUCCGUUUAAACAACAGGAGAAGAGUCUGUGUAGUGAUGUACGAAAGUACUAUAACACCAGUGUACUGAACUCCGAGUUCUUGGAAUGUUAUAUAAUGAAUUUCGGCCUCAAGUCAUCACCCAAGACGAUCACGUUCAGCAGUUACUUCAGUCACGCCUUCACACCCAGUCUGGGGGGUCUGUCGGUGGACAUCCUGCAGGUGAACGCCCCUAAGUCUGUGAUUGCAGGGAAGGACUACUUCCGGUUGGACAAUUUACUCCUGGAAACCGGAAGUUGUAAGGUGCACAUGAAGCCGUCCAACUGGACCAUGGAGGAUCAUUCACAACAUCCCCACAUCUCGACAACACCAGCCUUCCCUGAAGCCACCACUUCACUAACUAUGAUACCCUGCCUACUGAACAGAUGUCAGCACGGCUCCACUUGUAUCCAGACCACACAACAAGGCAAGAGCAACUGUAUCUGUCCUCCAGGCUGGAAAGGAGCUUUCUGUGAAUACGACGUUGACGAGUGUGAAGUGAACAUGUGUCAGAACGGAGGUCAGUGUGAGAACACUCCCGGCUCCUACUACUGCAAAUGUCCAAUGGGCUGGACCGGCAAACAUUGUCAGGAAGACCAGAAUGAGUGUAACAGCUUGAGUCCUUGUCUGUACGACGGUUCAUGUGUGAACACUCCCGGCUCCUACAUUUGUAUGUGUGUACCUGGCAGGACCGGCACAAACUGCGAAUUCGAUGUAAAUGAAUGUAGACAGACCGACAUCUGUCAGAAUGGCGGAACUUGUGUCAACAUUCCGGGAUCCUUCUUCUGCUCUUGCGACCGAGGAUGGACUGGUGACCUUUGUGACGUGGACAUCAACGAGUGCACGCUGAAUGUGUGUCAACAUAAUGCUAGCUGUCUCAACACUCAGGGAUCGUUCCGAUGUGUCUGUCCUACUGGCUGGACAGGGAAAUACUGCGAAUUAGAUGUAUUUGAGUGCGUAGAAUACCAAGGUAUUUGUGCUAACGGAGCGACGUGUAUCAAUACUCAGGGAGGAUAUAGAUGUCGCUGUCCACAAGGCUGGAAGGGAGACAACUGCACUGUCGAUGAACUUGAGUGUGCAAUGAACCCCUGUUACAAUGGCGCCACCUGUGAGGAGGUGGGAGGUAGCUACAAGUGUAUAUGUCUACCAGGCUACACCGGUCAAAACUGUCAGCUAGAUAUCAAUGAGUGCUAUACUUUGACGGGCGUGUGUUCUAGCCGAGGAGAAUGCAUCAACACAGACGGGGGCUAUAGUUGUAACUGCCUUCCUGGCUGGACAGGUCCCAAUUGUAAACAAGAUGUUCUGGAGUGCCUUGCGUUCCCGUGUCAAAACGACGGUAAAUGUGUAGAAUUAGAGGGCUCGUAUCGCUGUGACUGUCCGGAGGGCUUCAUGGGAACCAACUGUGAAACAGAUGUAAAGGAAUGUAAUGGAAACCCUUGCGCAAAUGGCGGGACAUGCUUCGACACUUUCGGAUCGUUCUACUGCGAAUGUCCGCCGGGCUUUACUGGAAAGUACUGUAGAAUUGAUAUUCCGGAAUGUGACGCUGCUCCUUGCAAGAAUGGAGGUUCAUGUGUAAACACGUUCGGAUCCUAUUACUGCACCUGUCCAUUAGGUUGGGUAGGACUAAACUGUUCCACAGGGGUAAACGAAUGUCUACAAUUCCCAUGUGCUAACGGAGCUACAUGUGAGGAUAGCCCCGGAUCCUACGUUUGUCAUUGUCCGCCCGGCUACCACGGAUCCAACUGUGAGAUAGACAAUGACGAGUGUUCCCUCACUAAUCCCUGUAUGAACGACGCCCUGUGUAUCAACACGGUAGGGUCUUACGUCUGUCAGUGUGGGGAGGGCUGGAGCGGACCGUUAUGUGCUGGAGAUGUAAACGAGUGUGUGAUCAAUCCCUGUGAUAACAAUGGUACCUGCGUCAACUCCCCGGGAUCCUUCACCUGCCAAUGUGACCCUGGCUGGACUGGUCAGCGCUGUCGUAUAGAUUUGAACGAAUGUAGUUUGCAACCGUGUCGGAAUGGAGGGACAUGUAUCAACUCUGCAGGCUCCUACCGGUGCGCGUGUCCCCUCGGCUACUUUGGACGACACUGUGGCCAAGAGAUAGACGAGUGUGGACGUAAACCCUGUUCUAAUGGUGCGAAGUGUAUCAAUACCCCAGGUUCCUAUUAUUGUAACUGUAAGACGGGCUGGACAGGACAGAACUGCUCUAAAGACGUCAACGAGUGUGCUGCCUUGGCAGAGCCCUGUCUGUUUGGAGGUAGUUGUGUGAACACCAAUGGAUCUUACGACUGUUCAUGUCUUCCUGGUCGAGGAGGCCCUACAUGUGGUGACGAUACGGACGAGUGCGCACUUUUUGCUCCCUGUAUGAACGGUGCCACCUGUGUCAACAUGGAGGGUGCCUAUACCUGCAUUUGUUCCCGUGGCUGGGCUGGUCAGAACUGUGAUGUCGACGAGGAUGAGUGCCAGACGAAUCCCUGUCGCCAUGGCGGCACAUGCAUGAAUCUGAUUGGUUCUUAUCGCUGUGAUUGUCCCGAGGGUUGGACGGGUAACCUUUGUGAAAGAGAUCUUAACGAAUGCGAGUCGUCGAUGGUGUGUAUGAAUGGCGGCACGUGCAUCAAUAAUCCGGGAUCUUACACAUGUCGCUGUCCUGCGGGUUGGACCGGUACUACUUGUGAACAAGAUUUUAAUGAAUGUGGAUUCCAGAACCCGUGUCUGAACGGAGCUACAUGUAACAAUAUAAAUGGUUCCUUUGUGUGUAACUGUGUGGGUGGCUGGACAGGACAGGUCUGCGGAGAGGAUGUAAACGAAUGCAGGGAGUUGAUUGCCCCAUGUUCUAACGGAGGAACCUGUCGGAACACACCCGGCUCUUACUACUGUGUCUGUCCGCCAGGCAGGACUGGCAAGCUCUGCAAGGAAGACAUUAAUGAGUGUCUACAGUUCCCCUGUCUGAAUGCGGCGACUUGUGUUGAUAUGGAAGGCUCCUACCGGUGUGAAUGUUCCUCGGGAUUUACCGGAAGUAGCUGUCAUUUAGACAUUGACGAAUGUCUGACCAUGAAUCCGUGUCAACAUGGCGGCAGCUGUAUCAACCUGUUCGGUUCCUACACAUGUCAGUGUCCACUCGGCUGGACAGGGGUCAACUGUGAGAACGACGUUGACGAGUGUUCUGUAAUGACCCUACCCUGUCGUAACGGAGGAGAUUGUAUCAACACAGUGGGCUCAUACAACUGUCAGUGUGUAACCGGAUGGACUGGUACAGACUGUAGUCAAGACCUGGACGAGUGUUCACUGAAUAGACCCUGUCUACAUAACGGCCAAUGUGUCAACACCGACGGAUCGUAUGCAUGUCAGUGUACCAUGGGCUGGACAGGCAAAGACUGCAAAGACAAUAAGAACGAGUGUCUGUACGACCCGUGUAGGAAUGGCGGCACCUGUCAGGACCUCGAUGGUACCUUCAUGUGUACCUGUAAAUAUGGCUGGACCGGACCGGAGUGUGAAAAUGAUUUUAACGAGUGUAACGUGAUACCCUGUUACAACAACGCCACCUGUAUUAACACGAGAGGGUCAUUCACCUGUGUCUGCCCCUCUGGCUGGACAGGUAGUCUAUGUAAUGUAGAUUGGGAUGAGUGCCAGUUCAAUCCUUGUCUCCACAACGCUACCUGUCUGAACACUGUAGGAGGAUACCAGUGCUUCUGUCCUCUGGGCUGGACCGGCGAUCGCUGUGAGAGUGACGUAAACGAGUGUGAAGGAGUGAGCCCAUGUAUUAAUGGUGGCACCUGUAUCAAUUCAUACGGAUCAUAUUACUGUCGAUGUCCCAGCGGCUGGGAAGGACACAACUGUAUGACAGACACGGACGAAUGUUUAAGUGUGCCUUGCCUGAAUGCCGGUAGCUGUAUCAAUACGGCCGGGUCCUAUCAGUGUCGCUGUACUCCCGGCUGGGAAGGCAAAGACUGCCGACAAGAUGCGAAUGAGUGCUACUCGAACCCGUGCCUCCACAACGGAUCCUGUUUAAACACUGUCGGGAGCUACAUGUGUUACUGUCCUGAGGGAUGGAGUGGACGCAUAUGCUCCAACGAUACAAACGAAUGUAGUCCAGGGAUGGAUCCGUGUCGGAAUGGAGCCCAGUGCCGUAACCUAGAAGGGUCCUAUAUAUGUGAAUGUACCAAAGGAUGGGUCGGCAAAAACUGCCAGGAAGACGAGGAUGAGUGUCAGAAGGUGCAGUGCUUCAAUGGUGGUAUGUGUAUCAACACGAACGGGUCCUACACGUGCCGCUGUCAGACUGGCUGGGCUGGAGAAAGCUGUUUGGAUGAUCUAAAUGAGUGUGUAGAAAACCCGUGCUAUAACAACGCAACUUGCGACAAUACCCCGGGAUCUUACCAAUGUACAUGUGCUUACGGCUUCAAUGGACCCACGUGUCUACUUGACGAGGACGAAUGCAGGAGAAACCCGUGCAGGAACGGAGCGACGUGUUUGGACAAGCCGGGGUACUACACGUGUGUGUGCCUUGACGGCUGGCAGGGUCCCACCUGUGAACAGGACGUGAUUGACUGCCUGCAGAUCGAUAUCUGUAACUUCCACGGUACCUGUACUGACAUGCCUGGCUCCUACAUGUGUGACUGUGACUCCGGCUGGCACGGAUCUGAUUGUCAGAUCGACGCCAACGAAUGUGCGAACAAUCCUUGCAUGAAUGGAGGCACGUGCAACAACCUACCAGGCUCGUAUGAGUGCGUCUGUGCUGAAGGUUGGACUGGAAAGAACUGUGAAGGGGACAAAGACGAAUGUAGUAAGAUCCAGUGCCAGAAUGCAGGACAGUGUGUCAACAUCAUGGGAUCGUAUCGUUGUAACUGUACUGAAGGCUGGCUCGGACAGUACUGCGGCAUAAACGUGGACGAAUGUUUGUUAUCUCCCUCUGUCUGUUUGAAUGAUGGCACCUGUCAGGACAAGCAAGGCGGCUUCAGUUGUAUCUGUACCAUUGGCUAUAGAGGAGCUUUCUGUGACAUAAACAUCAAUGAGUGCCUGGAAGGUGCCUAUCCAUGCUACAAUGGGGCGACCUGUGAGGACAAUGACGGAGGAUACCGGUGUAUAUGUCCUACUCAAUGGUCCGGUUCACAGUGUAACAAUGAUACAGACGAAUGUUCCCAGAGACCAUGUGACCAUGGCGGCAAAUGUAUCAACACUGAAGGAGGUUUCCUCUGCGAAUGUCCUGUUGGUUGGAGAGGGCCUCUGUGUAAAAAUGAUGAUAACGAGUGCAACAAAGUUCCGUGUUUGAAUGGCGGGACAUGUACAAACACCAUUGGCUCAUUCCGCUGUCAGUGUGCCAAGGGCUGGCAAGGACCCACAUGUGAUAUCGAUGUCAACGAGUGUAUUCAACAGCCUUGUAUGCAUGGCGGGACCUGUCAGAACACUAUCGGUUCCUAUAAGUGUCUGUGUUCGGACCAGUGGAGCGGCCAGAACUGUGAAGUCGAUAUUGAUGAAUGCCGGAACAUUCCGUGUCAGAACAAUGCUUCGUGCACUAACCUAGACGGUUCCUAUCAAUGUAACUGUCUACCAGGCUUCUACGGUAUCUACUGUGAAACUGAUGAAAAUGAAUGCGAGAUUCGCGCUCCUUGCUUGAAUGGCGGUACCUGUCAGAACACAGUUGGGUCAUUCCGAUGCGUGUGUCCCGUCGGUUGGUAUGGACCAACUUGUAACUUGGACAAAAACGAGUGUGACACACGACCAUGUCAACAUGAUAGCACGUGCAUCAACAACGACGGAUCUUACACGUGUCUCUGUAGGUCAGGCUGGUAUGGCCCAGACUGCUCACUAGACAAAAAUGAAUGUGAACAACAACCCUGCACAAAUGACGGCAAAUGUACCAACACUGGUGGUUCCUAUUACUGCGACUGCGCACGAGGCUGGACUGGAAGCACGUGCACAAAAGAUGUGGAUGAGUGCAUCAACAACCCUUGUUUCUAUGGUGGUUCCUGCAUCAACACGCCGGGGUCCUACCUCUGUCAGUGUAUGUCGGGAAGAGAAGGAUCCAACUGUAGAAAUGAUACAAAUGAGUGUCUCAAUAUACCCUGCUUUAACGACGGUCAAUGUAUCAAUACUGACGGAUCCUACUUGUGUCGGUGCGGUGAUUACUGGAAAGGCAAGAAUUGUGAAAUAGAUAUCAACGAGUGCACAGAGAUGGAUUACAGUGUAUGUAUCAAUGGAGGCACGUGCAUUAACCUAGCCGGUAACUACACCUGUCAGUGUCCCCCAGGAUGGUCCGGUCAGAGCUGUAACAUAGAUGUCAACGAAUGUGUGAACAAUCCGUGCUACAAUAACGCCACGUGCCGCAACCUGGACGGGUCCUACAUCUGUCAGUGUACUUCCGGUUGGACGGGACAGAACUGCCAAAUUGAUGAAAACGAGUGCCAGUUCAACCCGUGUGAGAACGGCGGUUCAUGCUAUAACAGACCUGGGAAUUAUGAAUGCACAUGCGUGCCAGGCUGGGAGGGCAAAAACUGUCAAAUUGAUGUGAACGAGUGUCUGACCAUGCCCUGUCUGAACGGAGGUUCGUGUUUCAACAGUGGUGGCUCGUUCUCCUGCCAGUGUCCAAUAGGCUGGCUUGGAGAUAGGUGUGGAACAGACGAAGAUGAGUGUUUGCGCUUCCCAUGUCAAAAUGGUGGUACAUGUAGAAACUUACCCGGAUCGUACAAGUGUGAAUGUACUUCCGGUUGGUACGGGGACGAAUGUCUCAAGGACAUCGACGAAUGUAAGAAUGCCACGUGUCAAAACAAUGGUCGCUGUAUCAACACUCCAGGAUCUGUCCAGUGUCUGUGUGAGAGAGGCUGGACUGGAAAGUUCUGUGAUGUUGAUAUUGACGAGUGUAAUGUCAUGUCCUGUCUGAAUGGCGGUACCUGCGUGAACACAGCUGGAGGCUACACAUGUGUCUGUCCUCCCGGUUAUACGGGUGAAGUCUGUAACCUAGAUCGAAACGAGUGUAUGUUGUUCCCCGGUAUCUGUCAGAAUGGGGCGCUAUGUGUCAACAUCAUCGGUACUUACACAUGUCGCUGUCUGAUUGGGUGGACCGGCACAAACUGUACUGAGGACGAGAAUGAGUGUUUACAAGAUCCCUGUCUAAAUGGUGGGACGUGCAAUAACCUGCCCGGUACAUUUGACUGCAUCUGUCCAAAGAGCUGGGACGGACAGAGGUGUGAACUAGACUACAACGAGUGUUCCGAAGUAGGCAUCUGUCAGAAUGGCGGUCUCUGUAUCAAUAUUCAGGGAACUUACACGUGCCAGUGUCGCACGGGAUGGACCGGAAAUAACUGCGAUAUAGACAUAGACGAAUGUUUAAUUGGACCCUGCCUUAAUGGCGGCACCUGCCAGAAUACACUAGGGUCGUACACGUGUCUUUGUGAGUCGGGUUUCACGGGAGACAACUGUGAAAUAGAUGUGAACGAAUGCCUCUCUGGUCCGUGCCAGUUUGGAGGUACAUGUAUCAACACCGUGGGGUCUUACUUGUGUCAGUGUCCUCAGGGUCGAUCAGGUGUCAACUGUGUCGGAGAUGUAGACGACUGUUUGUCGAGACCAUGUCAGAACGGAGCGUCGUGCAUUAACGAGAUAGGAUCCUACAGUUGUAUCUGUCUCACUGGGUUUACUGGACAGCAGUGUGAGAGCGAUGUAAACGAGUGUGCGCAGUCUCCAUGCCUGAAUGGUGGGACGUGUAUAAAUGGUGUGGGGUCGUACUCGUGUCGCUGCCCGACGGGAUGGACUGGUGACAGAUGUGACAUCGAUGUGAAUGAAUGUCUAGACAGUCCGUGUCGGUUUGGCGGCACCUGUAUCAACCAGCCAGGCUCUUACUCCUGUAUAUGUCCAGCCGGACGUGAUGGACAGACCUGUAUGGGAGACGUCAAUGAAUGUCUACAGAAUCCGUGUCUCAACGACGGAAGCUGUAUCAACAACUUUGGGUCUUAUUCCUGCUUCUGUCCUGUGUUCUACUCAGGGCCGGACUGUGAGAUUUCCAUCGAGACGAUUGUCGACUACUCCUACCCCGUCCUCAACCUCACCUACACACCCUCUCUCGGCAAUAACAACUCAUUUGAGUUUCAGAGGCAUGCUCGAUCCUUCUGUAACGAGAUUGAAACGAUGCUGCGAGGCAACCCAGGACAGUUUCCGAACUUCAAGGAAUGCAAAGUUAAAUCAUUCGGUAACAACCCGGUGUCAAUCGCCUGGGACCUGGUGUUCAGAGGUAACGAGCCGCGUGCGACCCGUGAUGACGUAUGGACCUACAUUAUGCAGGGUCAGACCCCGGUAGUGUUCGGAGACUCCCUAGGAGUAGAGAUUGGAGACCUCUUCCUUUUCUUUGACAAUUACACUACUACUGGUGUGAACCUUGAUCUUCGAUUCCUUAAUCUCACAUAUUCACAAAAUCUUGCAGAUCCGAACUCGUUUGAAUACCAAAUGGUCGAACGGAGUAUUUGUGGUGAUAUUGACAGGUUCAUGAAGAGGCGUCCGUUUGAUUUCCCACAAUACGUCAAAUGUAAAGUUCGCCGAUUUUCGAACAACCCCGUUAGAGCCAGUGUUGACCUUACUUUCGAAGGCGAAAGACCUUCACAGGUACUGCACGCUAUGUUUUACGAGAUUCUCCUACGUGAGCGACCUUUGACCCGAUUCGGAAACUACCUCGGAUACCUCAUUGGAGACUACAUGGUAUACUACCAGGACUACACGGACUUUACCCGAGUUCCUCUCACCUUCCGGGUCCUCAACCGAACCUGGACCUCCGACCUCGCCGACUCAAACUCAUUCGCAUUUAGGGGUCACGCAGAAUUAUUCUGUAGAGAUAUAGAACAGCUGAUUAAGAUGCACCCGAAUCUGUUCCCUACUUAUGAGUCAUGUGCGAUAGAGUCAUUCGGCCAAAACCCUGUCACUAUCACGGCAGUCCUUCAAUUCGGCGGAACCUUGUCCGUACCAAACUAUCAGCAGAAUGUAGCAGGAAUUGUUUUCGAAGACGCACCCCGUUUCCGGUACUUUGACGCCAUUGGCCAUCUGGUGGGCGAUCUAUUGGUCUACUACGAUAGCUGGGAGUAUAUCUUACACGAUGCAUGGCUGUCCAACACCACAUUUUACAUCCACAAGUUCGGAUACUCCAAUGAAUACAGUAAUCCACAGUCAGAUCUCUUCGUGAACUUCCAGGAUGUGUUCUGCGAUGACAUUGACAAUUUCUUCCGCCAGAGCAGUUUGCGGGACAGAUAUUACCGAUGUUUCAUUGAAAAUAUUGGUGGGACGGACCCUCACACUCUCACGUUUAAGACCGUGUUCAAUGGCACGGCCGAGAUUCCACAGAGCCUACUGCUAAAGACUAUAAGUGACCAGGCGCAGCACUUCCUGAUUGAGAACAAGGACAUGAUGUUCAUUGGUCAACAGCUCGUUUACUUAGGUGGAGGCUGGGAAAAUAUUGCCAUCAACAUCUCCGACUAUCUCACCACAAUGAUACCGCCGACAACGGAGAGUCCAGUAAACACCAUUGUGAACAUUUCGUUCGUACUGCUGAACUUGACCUACUCUGAACAACUGAAGAAUAAGAAUUCGGGAGAAUUUCAGGCUCUGUCAGGCCCGUUCUGUGAUUACCUGAAUAAUCUUUAUCAAAACCGAGACAGAUUCGAACAAUACUAUCGCUGCAGCGUGGAAUCGUUCACAAAUUCUCCAGACAAAAUAAAUUUCCUUCUGCAAUUCCGAGGUGAUCAAGAUCAGACGUUGAAGGACUUUAUAUUCGGGAUACUGAUAGAAAACGCUCCUAGGACAACAGUGAAUGGUCAAAUCGCCAUCGUGGUGGGGCCGCUGGCGGUAUUCGAAGAGUCCUUGAUCUUCCAGCAGCAAACAGUUUCGGCUGAACAGACACCAGGGGCGCCGUCAUCUAAUCCAUGCAAGGGACUCACGACGAUUGGUCAGGAUUACUUCCGCGGCCCCACGUGUAGAGAUUUCGUCGUGUGUAUGCUGGAGGAAGCAGUGCCGCUCAAUUGUCCCGCUGGAAUGUCCUUCAAUUCUGUUCAGGAAAAGUGUAUUGAAGACCCAAGCUGUACCUAUCCAGACGGAACGACACUCUCGCCGCCGAUCACGCAAGCUGGCAUGACAACGCCCCAAAUCUACGCCGACCCUUGUAAACCCGGUCGACACAAUGAGUACUUCCCCGUCCCUGGGGAUUGUCACAGCUUCUACGUGUGUUCCUUCGGUACCACCUAUAUGUUCCCUUGUCCAGGGUCCACGGUGUUCUUCGUCAGUAAAAACAUAUGUGAUAACAAUGAUGGAACGAUAAUAUGUUGAGUCAAGUUGCAAGCCGACAAAGACAGUUUAAUUUAGUACAUUUCGUUUGAGCAGAUUAGAUUAUAUAGUGACAUUGUAAAUGUUAACAGAUUAUUUUUAUAGUGAUGUUAAUGUUAAU